CUCACACAUCCGCUCGCACAGAAGCCACCCAGAACCCUCACCUUUCCAACCGCACCACCAGAGGAAAAAGCAGCGACCAGUUCAUGCCAGGCCGACCACUCUCGCCGACUGCCGUGCUCCCGCCCAAGAAAUCGUUGCGCUUCACCUCGCCGGCCCCGCCGCCCACGCCCGCACCGCUACCAGCCAUGAUGGCCCCCCCGCAGCUCCUCGUGCGUCUCGACACGCCCACGGCACGCGCGCCCACGCGCGGCAGCGCCACGGCGGCCGGCUACGAUCUGUACGCAUCGGAGGACGUCGUCAUUGCCAAGGGGGCCCGCAAGAUUGUCGCGACGGGCCUCAAGCUCGCCAUCCCUAACGGCUGCUAUGGCCGAGUCGCGCCCCGCAGCGGCUUGGCUGUCAAGCACGGCAUCGACGUCGGUGCCGGCGUCAUUGACAGCGACUACCGGGGCCUGCUCGGCGUGCUGCUGUUCAACCUCGGCGACAACGACUUCCAGGUCAACCAGGGCGACCGCAUUGCCCAGCUCGUCCUCGAGCGCAUUGAGACGCCCGAGGUGUCUGUCGUCGAGAGCCUCGACGAGACGGAGCGGGGAGCAGGCGGCUUUGGCUCCACGGGGGGUUUCGGGUCCACCGUGACACCCUCAUCAACAGAAAAGGAGCAGUAGAGCAGCAGCUGCAGUAGCUGCAUUAUUUUGAGACCGAGACAGUGAUUUGAAUUACAAGGAAGCAUGGCAUUGUUAUCUUAGAAAACCA
This is a messenger RNA of Acaromyces ingoldii, 750 nucleotides long. RefSeq names its product deoxyuridine 5'-triphosphate nucleotidohydrolase. The record is from RefSeq and is a predicted model, not a curated record. The transcript is spliced from 3 exons. The coding region runs from base 84 to 662 and encodes 192 amino acids. NCBI's taxonomy places the organism in Eukaryota, Fungi, Basidiomycota, Exobasidiomycetes, Exobasidiales, Cryptobasidiaceae. Gene Ontology annotation, molecular function: dUTP diphosphatase activity; magnesium ion binding. Gene Ontology annotation, biological process: dUMP biosynthetic process; dUTP catabolic process.